Molecule: messenger RNA, 468 nt
Organism: Paramecium sonneborni
Lineage: Eukaryota; Ciliophora; Oligohymenophorea; Peniculida; Parameciidae
Source: the annotation of a GenBank genome assembly
AAUGGUAAUUGGAUUGAGUCGAACAAUAGAUUUUCAGAUUAUUCCUAAGUCACUUAUAUUGGGGAAUAUCAAUGGUAAGAAAGUUGGUAGAUGGGAUAUUUUAUAGUUUUUUAGUGAUGGUGGUUUGUAUAAUGACUAAGGUCAAACAAAUGGUGAAUGGAGAUAGCUGAAUGAUGAGUUGUAAAAUUAUUUAUAAGUGCUAUAAAAUGGUGAAUAUCAAAAUGGUAAAAAAAUCGAGAGUGGAAUAUUUUAUUUAAAGGGGAAGAAAGUGAAAGCUAUACAUUGAUGUAAAAAAAAUAAAAUGUUUCAGUGGUGGUGGUUUGUAUGAUGAGGUAGAUGGAGGCUCAAUUAAAUCUGGGUCAUGGAUAGAGUUGGAUGAUGAGUUUGAGUUCAAUUAAUAAUUCACUGUAAUAGGUGAAUAUAAAAAAGGAAAUAAAAUUGGUAGAUGGGAGAAAAUUGAUACUGCAA